Molecule: messenger RNA, 1200 nt
Organism: Letharia lupina
Lineage: Eukaryota; Fungi; Ascomycota; Lecanoromycetes; Lecanorales; Parmeliaceae
Exons: 2
Coding region: 1-1200 (399 amino acids)
Molecular function (GO): glycosyltransferase activity
Source: RefSeq, a predicted model, not a curated record
AUGCAAGAAUCCCAGGUACCUAUCCCAGCUGAGUUCCAUUCUGACCUCCAUUACGUCGAAGCUCUUGACACACGAUCAAACGAGGAGAUUCUAGAUUCACUGUCCGAGCAUGCGCCCGUCACCUCGGAGAAGAAUGUAUGGACCUACUGGCACUCCGGCGUCCGCUCCAUGCCCGCCUGGUGCCAGCGCAAUGUCGUGAACUGGGUUCGCCUAAGCGGUCCGUCGUGGUCCAUCCGUAUCCUCGACAAUGUUCCCAGCUCGCCAAACAAUGCACUCAACUGGGUCUCUGCAGGACUGCUCCCGGAAACCUUCGUCAAGGGCACCAUGGACGGUCCCUAUACCGGCCCGCACAGUGCGGAUUUUUUGCGUGGCGCGUGUCUUUUCCUUUACGGCGGCGUCUGGAUGGAUGUCGGUAUCAUUCUUAUCCGUCGGCUUGAGAACAUCUGCUGGAGGCAGCUUGAGGACCCUGAUUCGCCUUUCGAGGUCUCCGUCCCAUGGAUGUAUGGCACAGUCAUGGCAAACCAUUUCGUCGCAAGCCGGAAAGGUAAUCCAUUCAUCAAGCGCUGGCAUGAUCUUUUCGUUCACCUAUGGAAGGACCGCAUCAACCCCGGUGGUAUGACUGAAAAUCCUUUGGUCUCGUUCGGCAAGCAAUUCAAAUUCGAGGACUCACAGGCAAUGAAAUACCAUUGGGAGUUUAAGGUCGAACCCCGCACGGUCAUGGAAUACAUCGGGCAGGUUCUGGCCUGGCUGCGACUGUGCAUGCUCGAAGAUCCGAACGACGGCUUCAACGGCGCGGAGUACUACGAGGACAAAGUCCUGCUGUUCGACUCACUGUCCGAGGACUGGGGCGCGGAAGCAACUAUUGGUUUCUCGGGGCAGGACCUUUUCAACGUGCUGACGACGAGAUGCGAUGCAGGCUCAGAAUCAGAGGAAUACCAGGCGGCAUAUAAAACCAUUUGGAGGCUGCUGACGCAAUCAAGUAUGCAGAAGAUUACGCAUGGGAAGAAUUUAACCAAGGGACUCGCGCUGGGCGUUCUGUGGGAUAUGGAAGAGAACCAGGGGAAGGAUGUAGCGCCCGGGACGUUUGCAGAAUUGCUCCGGUACGGUAGUGUGCAUUUUGAGCAAGAACGGGAGGAAAUUAGGUACGUCAAGGCUCAAAGGCCGGAGCAUACCAUCAAAAAGGGGCUACUAGAGCCUUAG